CUUGCUGGACAGGCUUCAAGUUCUUCUUGUGUUUUUUUUUUUUUUUGGUUGUUUUGUUUUUUUAAUUGAAUCAUGGAGCUGGCUUAUGUGUGUGAGUGGGAGAAGAAGCCAAAGUCCACUCACUGUCCCAGCAUCCCGCUGGUCUGUGCCUGGUCCUGCAGGAACCUGGUGGCCUUCACCACCGACCUCAAAAAUGAAGAUGAUGACAAAGAGGUCAGUCACAUGAUCCACAUCAUUGACACUGAGCAUCCAUGGGAUGUCUUCUCCAUCAACUCUGGACACAUUGAGGUCAUUUCCUGUUUGGAGUGGGACCAAUCAGGCUCCAGACUUCUGUCUGCAGAUGGAGAUGGUCAGAUUAGGUGCUGGUCAAUGUCAGAUCACCUGGUAAACAGCUGGGAGAGCUCAUUGUCCAGUUCCAUGGACGGGGACCCCAUUGUCGCAUUGAGCUGGCUGCACAACGGUGUCAAGUUAGCACUACAUGUUGAAAUGUCAGGCUCCACAAACUUCGGUGAGAAGUUUUCCCGUGUGAAGUUCUCUCCUUCUUUGACUCUGUUUGGUGGGAAGCCGAUGGAAGGCUGGUUGGCAGUGACCAUCAGCGGUUUGGUUACCGUGUCACUGUUGAAGCCAGGGGGCGCCCUGCUAACCGCCAGCGAAAGUCUGUGUCGCCUGCGAGGCCGUGUAGCGUUGGCCGACAUCGCCUUCACAGGAGGUGGGAACAUUGUAGUUGCAGCGACAGACGGCAGCAGCUCUUCCCCCGUUCAGUUCUACAAGGUGGUGGUCAGUGUCGUGAGCGAGAAGUGUCGCAUUGAUACAGAACUCUUACCGUCGCUGUUCCUGCGAUGCACCACUGAUCCCCUAAGGAGAGAAAAGUACCCUGCAGUCACUCACCUCAAGUUUCUGACCCGAGAGAACUCUGAGCAGGUUCUGCUUUGUGCGUCAAAUCAGAGUGGAAGCAUCGUGGAAUGUUGGUCUCUAAGGAAGGAGGGACUUCCUGUCAACAACAUCUUCCAGCAUCGAUCACCCGUUGUUGGCGAGAAGCAGCCGACCAUUCUGAAGUGGCGCAUACUGACAACCACAAACGACCUGGAACGGGUGUCUGCGGUGGCUCUUCCCAAACUACCCAUUUCCAUCUCCAAUACAGACCUGAAAGUGGCGUCGGACACAAAGUUCUGCCCUGGACUGGGUUUGGCUCUGGCCUUCCAUGACGGGAGCAUCCAGAUCCUCCAUCGUCUGUCUCUUCACACCAUGGGAGUUUUUUAUGGCUCCUUGUCUUCCGGCCAGCGAGCGGGUGAUGAAUCAGCUGUCAAACGCCAACGAGCCGGUGGCCCUGCCAUCCAUUUCAAAGCCCUACAGUUCUCAUGGACAUCAUUGGCCCUGGCAGGAGUGGACAAUCAUGGCAAGCUCCACAUGCUGCGGGUGUCGCCCUCCAUGGGUCAGAUGCUGGACAUGAACACCACACUGCGCCACCUCCUGUUCCUGCUGGAGUACUGCAUGGUGACAGGAUAUGACUGGUGGGACGUCUUACUCCAUGUCCAGCCCACCAUGGUCCACAACCUGGUGGAGAAGCUGCACGAGGAGUACAUGAGGCAGAACCAGGCACUGCAGCAGGUUCUGGCCACUCGCAUCGUGGCAGUGAAGGCCUCACUGUGCAAACUGUCCUCGGCGACCGCGGCUCGAGCCUGCGACUUCCACGCCAAACUGCUGCUGAUCGCAAUCAGCUCCACUUUAAAGUCACUGCUGAGGCCGCAUGUCCUCAACACCCCGGACAAGAGUCCUGGAGACCGGCUGACUGAGAUCUGUGCCAAAAACAGCGACACGGAUAUUGAUAAAGUGAUGAUCAACCUGAAGACGGAGGAGUUUGUGUUGGAUGGACCACCGUUACAGUCACUGCAGCAGCUCAUCCAGUGGGUGGGAGACUUUGUCCUCUACCUCCUGGCCAACCUGCCAAACCAGAGUUCCAUGGUACGCCCUGGUUUUGGUUUCAUGAGGGAUGGCGCCUCUCUGGGGAUGCUCAGGGAGAUGCUGGUGAUGAUCCGGAUCUGGGGUCUGCUGAAGCCUGGCUGUCUGCCCACCUUCACCGCCACGUCCGACAACCAGGACAGCAUGCAGCUGCUCUUCAGACUGCUCACCAAGCUGUGGCUCUGCUCUCGGGACGACGGCCCUCCUCAGGAUCCCGAUGACAGUCUGGUGGACGAGUGCUGCUUGCUGCCCAGUCAGCUGCUGGUUCCCAGCAUGGACUGGCUUCCUGUCAACGACGGCAUCAUCGUCAGGCUGCAGGGCAAACAUCCUCUCAGGCUGCAGUUUGGUAAGGCCUCGUCCCUGCCUGGAGCCGGCGCCACGGGACCGCUGGAGGUCUUCACCAGGAGUCCAAGUGCUCAGAAGAUGGACAACCUGCGCUGUGUCCACAUGGGAGUCUGUCCAACUGAGGAGAGCAAAGCCUGCACCAGGUGCGGCUGCGUGACGAUGCUUCGCUCCCCCAACAAGACCAACGCCAUGAAGCAGUGGGAGCAGCGCUGGAUCAAGAACUGUCUGUGUGGAGGUCUGUGGAGGAGGAUCCCUCAGAGCGUCAGCUGACCCUGUGCCGCGCGGAUGCCUGACCGCAGCAUCGGUCUCAAAUCACACCCAUCUGGAUCCGGAUCCACCAGGAAUUCCUUCUGACCUUCAGGAUUUAAAAAAUAACUAAUUAUAGAAAUAAAGUGAAGCUUUGGACUAAAGAAAAGACAGAACACUGAGCUGAGUUUGGGGGCAAAGGUCAACAUGGACUGAAGUCACUGACACGUAUGUGUCAUGUGAUAGAUGUUUGAGCAAACUUGAAGCUUUUUCAUUCUGAGAUCUUUGAGCUGAGCUGAAACCUUUAAAAGAAAGAAGAAAAAAAAACAAACACAAUUAUUUUUACAAUGUCUGUUUUUGUUUUUUUUUACAAUGUAACUUUGGUUUGUUCAACAAACAUCA
Thalassophryne amazonica is the source of this 2952-nucleotide messenger RNA. It is a transcript of the gene med16, whose product is annotated as mediator complex subunit 16. Gene Ontology annotation, cellular component: mediator complex. Gene Ontology annotation, biological process: positive regulation of DNA-templated transcription. NCBI's taxonomy places the organism in Eukaryota, Metazoa, Chordata, Actinopteri, Batrachoidiformes, Batrachoididae. Gene Ontology annotation, molecular function: protein binding. The transcript has 15 exons. Bases 73 to 2574 code for a protein of 833 amino acids. The record is from RefSeq and is a predicted model, not a curated record.